AAAGCUCCUCUAAACUCGGCAGCUUUGGAUCAAUUACCCGCACUAUGACCUAUACAGAGGAUAGACUGACUGGUGCUGAAGGUGCGGGUGAGCCUGGCAAUGUAUCUGCACCCACAGCCAGCCCACCAGAGCAAGUACCAGAUGGCAAUGAGAGUGGAGAGCUCUUAGACUAUAAUGAUUCUAGUGUGCUGGAACAGUUUCAUGAAGAUGCCUUGCGACAGGCUGGCUGUGGUCUAUCGCAAGCACGUGUGUUGCUUGCCGUGACACUGGCUAUAGCGGGCUCGUCACUUGAGCUGGCUGCCAUACCCUUUGUGCUGCCCUCCGCUGAAAUUGAGCUCUGUAUAUUACCACAUGAAAAGAAUUGGCUUGGUAUGCUAACAAAUAUCGCCGCCUUCAUGCCUACAUACGGCACCUUUAUGAUGGCCAGGUUCUGUUCAUCGAUUGGUUCUGGCGGCACGUCGUCAGUGGGGUACACGUACUGCGGGGAGUGGUGCGCGCGCGCCCGCCGCCGCCGCGCGCUGGCGCUGCUGGCUGCGGGCGCGGCCGCGGGCGCGCUGCUGGCCGCCGCGCUCGCGCACGCCGUGCUGCCCGACACCGGCGUCGACGCACUCAGAGAGAACAAGGAACACUUUAGUGCAUGGCACAGAUAUCUUCUAUUAUGCACGUUGCCGAUACUGGCGUCCUUAGUGAGUUUGAUCUGGACGCAGGAGUCGCCUCGCUACUUACUCGACGUCGGCAGAGAAGUUGAUGCUAUGAUUGUUUAUCAGAGCAUUCACAGCAGCAACCAGUUCCGCGUGUGCGGCAAGGCAGCGGCGGAGGCGGGGGCGGGCGCGGGCGCGGCGGCGGGCGACGCGGAGUACCGGCUGGGCGAGCUGGCGCUGCCCGGCAAGCGGCGCCCGCCCGCGCUGCACCACGUGCGACAUAGUGUCAAAAUGUUCUGGCAAGCAUUUUUCCAACUCUUCUCGAGCACCUACAGAAGCACUACAAUCUCUUUAGGAGGGAUUUUACUCUUCAGUAUGGCUAUACAGUAUUACUUGUCGUCAUACGUGCCAGCAACAGUCGUGUCUGCGGAGAAGGCGCAGUUUGAGGCAGCUAAACGUUGGAUAACUAACGAAUCGUUUGUUAACGAACACUACAACGAGACGUUAGAGAACGUGCAGUUCGUGGGCGCGGCGUUCCGCGACUGCAGCUUCAGGGACAUGGUCGUGUCGCACGUCACCUUCCAGAACUGCACAUUCACUAAUGUGUCCUUCUCCAAUAUCAUGUCUUCCUAUACAAUGUUUGAGGACUCCGUGUUUAUUAAUAGCAGGUAUGUAUCCUUACCUAAUUGUAAAGGUAACUUUUUUUAAAGUUAUGA
This is a messenger RNA of Papilio polytes (common Mormon), 1357 nucleotides long. RefSeq names its product synaptic vesicle glycoprotein 2C-like. The record is from RefSeq and is a predicted model, not a curated record. Gene Ontology annotation, molecular function: transmembrane transporter activity. Bases 45 to 1349 code for a protein of 434 amino acids. Gene Ontology annotation, biological process: transmembrane transport. The transcript is spliced from 9 exons. Lineage: Eukaryota; Metazoa; Arthropoda; Insecta; Lepidoptera; Papilionidae.